This is a messenger RNA of Protopterus annectens (West African lungfish), 2141 nucleotides long. RefSeq names its product 15-hydroxyprostaglandin dehydrogenase (gene HPGD). Gene Ontology annotation, cellular component: cytoplasm. Gene Ontology annotation, molecular function: oxidoreductase activity, acting on the CH-OH group of donors, NAD or NADP as acceptor. Bases 422 to 1222 code for a protein of 266 amino acids. The transcript has 7 exons. The record is from RefSeq and is a predicted model, not a curated record. NCBI's taxonomy places the organism in Eukaryota, Metazoa, Chordata, Ceratodontiformes, Protopteridae.
GGACCGGUUCUCAAUUCCUUUUCCAGCAGUAUUCCCACGCUCUGGUGAGAGGUAGCCAACGUCUGAGGUGGGUCACGUCCCAAGAGUCAGAUGCUGAACCUUGACACAAUUCUCAAACUUUGUUUUGAUAGCCGAUAAUAUGGAAGACCAAAUAAUGCCAGCAGCAGCCAGACUGCUGGGCUGUACUUUUAUCUGUGCAGUUCAUCAGUCAGACUGUGACUUAGCACACAUUCCUACGGUUCCAGGGAACUGAGUGCGUACAUGAGCUGCAGACAGGUGCAUUUAGCGCCGCCUUCGCCUUGGUCCAUACGCGGCCACCGCCCCUUAGGAUUUAUACGCCGUCCACACUGUAUGUAUGUAUGUACACAUUGGAAGUGUACACUGCCGGACAUUAGGGUUAAUAAUAUAGGAGCUUCAAAACAUGAGUGCCAGCAAAGUAGCGUUGGUGACCGGUGCAGCCCUGGGUCUAGGCAAAGCGAUCGCAGAAACAUUGCUGAGCCGAGGGGUAAAGGUGGCGCUCUGCGACUUCAAUCGCUUAGCAGGUGAGCAGUGCAAAUCUUCUUUCGACCAACAGUUUGGAGCAGACAGGUCUCUGUUUCUUCAGUGUGAUGUCAGCUCACGGGAAGAGCUUCAAGAUGUUUUUAGGAAGACAUAUGAGCAUUUCGGAAAACUGGACAUUGUGGUAAAUAAUGCUGGUAUAAACAAUGAAAAAGACUGGGAAGAAACGAUUCAAGUUAAUCUGGAAUCUGUGAUUAGAGGGACAUACCUUGGCCUGCAGUACAUGAGCAAAGAAAAUGAUGGACAAGGUGGAAGCAUAAUUAACAUGUCAUCUAUUGCAGGACUCGUGCCAGCUGCUCAUCAGCCUGUCUACUCUGCCACAAAAUUUGGUGUAAUUGGUUUCACAAGAGCUGUAGCUGCAGAUUCUGCAAAAUGGAAUUACGGUGUACAGAUAAAUGCUGUCUGUCCAGGAUUUGUCAAUACAGGAAUCCUUCAGACAAUUGAAAAAGAAGAAAUAAUGGGAAAAUACUAUAAAUACAAGGAUGAUAUUAAACAAAUGAUGGAUUUCUAUGGUAUUCUGGAGCCUUCAGAAAUUGCCACUGGAGUGAUGCAGAUUCUAGAAGAUGUCAGCCUGAAUGGUGUAGUAAUGAAGAUUACAAAAUCUGGAAUUACAAUUGAAAGCUACGAGCAAGACACAUUUCACAAAUCAAGCUUACAGCCUUAGCUUCCUUACAAAAUGUUAAUGACAUUUUUGUUUUCUUUUUUGUUCUGUUUUGCUGCUCCUUGCCCAUGUAUGAAACACUUAUCGUUCAUAUAUUUAUAGCCAUAAACCUUACAUUCAAAAACAAUAAAUUGUCCUGCAGAUAUAUAAAGAACAUUUACAAUGAAAGAAUAAUGAAAAAAUAGCCACUUAUCAUAUUCUAAGACUUUGAUGAAGGAAUUUAAGCACAUUGUCCUAUAUGGAUUGCCUUAAAGCCCUGUCUCUAUACUCUGUCUCCUACAGGUUACUGAGGGGCAAUCUAUGUUUGGCAUACAAAGCAUCCUCAGAUACAGCUGUGGUGGACAUUUUGCACACCCUCAAAAUGAACCGCAUCAGAACCACCAGAUCCAAGGAUUUAAAUUUUGCUUGUGACAUAAAUGAGACAAGUUGGUGAGACUUAUAUGUGACUCAGUAGACCCCUGUGCUCUGGAACAGGCUCCCCAUCCAUGUAAAGCAGAGUCUGUCCCUAACCCUAUUUAAGCAUAACCUUGAACAAUUGAUGUGAAAUCAGAAAUUCAUCCUGGGCCUAGUCCCCAUGUCUCAGAUAGAAAGAGACAGGCAGUGAUGUCCAAACUAACAUAUCCCCCCACAUAACCUCUAGAAACUUCCUAACAAACAUACCUCCUUCUAACAAAUGCCCAUGAUACAUGGGGACACAAUUGGUUUGGAUUGCACAGCUAGGCUUAUAAAGGCCCUGGUGGUCAUUAACCUAAUAUAUACAUAUGAACAUAUGAACUUAUUUACUAUAUUUAUUGUAUAAAACUGUGAAACUGGAAUUUUAAUCAGUAAGACAGAUAUUUAAAUAACUACCCUUUAUUUUGUAUUGUAUAAAAUAUUUUAACUACAAAGAAUGUAUAUUUGUUCUCAUUUUUAACUUAAUCAA